AUGGACAAGCGAGCCCGACGGAGCACGCGGAGGGUGAUCUACACGGAAGACCAGGACGAGGAGCCGGCGAGCAGGCCGGCCGAUGGACAGGCUCGACGGCCGCCCAAGCAGCCCAGGAAACUCCCGAAGCCGACGCCCAAGAGGACGGCGGACUCGGUGGACAGCUCGAGUCUCAGCGGCCUGGACGACUCCCCCUCGGGCUCGCUGGCUGCAGACCCCGGCGAGCCGCGGCUGGCCGAGACCAGUCUUCUUGUCCGGAUCCUCAGCUCGGCCGGCCGGGCACAUCCGCCCUCCUACCACACCUCCCAUCUCUCCUGCCCCUCCGACGACCCGAAGGCUUCCACCACCCUCACCGAUCUCCACGCUGGCUUGCUCGCAUGGUUCGACACCGUCAAGCUGAAACGCGAUAUGCCCUGGAGGAAGGACGUCGUGGAUAUUGCGAGCUGGACCGAGCAGCAAAAAGGCCAGAGAGCCUACGAGGUCUGGGUUAGCGAAAUCAUGCUCCAGCAAACCCAAGUAGAAACUGUGAAAUCGUACUAUCUGAGAUGGAUGGCCCGGUUCCCGACGAUAUUUGAUCUGGCGAAAGCGGAUGUCGAGCAAGUGAACGAGUGUUGGCAAGGACUCGGCUACUACUCUCGGGCCUCACGGCUGCUUUCAGGGGCCAAAAAAGUCGUCAAGCGGUUCGCUGGGGUCCUACCUGAAGACCCGCUCAUGAUGGAGAAAGAAGUGGACGGGAUAGGCCCGUAUAGUGCCGGUGCGAUAGCCUCGAUAGCCUACGCCAAGCCAGUACCCAUGGUCGAUGGCAACGUCCACCGAGUGCUCACGCGCCUUACGGCGUUAUACGCCCCGCAAGCCGCGAAAGCGACUACCAAGUUCCUCUGGUCUACCGCCGCUGAACUAGUCCCCCAGCAUCGGCCCGGGGACUUCAAUCAAGCGUUGAUGGAGCUCGGCGCGACCGUCUGCAAGCCCCGGGAAGCGGCUUGUCCAUCUUGUCCGCUCUCCAAAUGGUGCAGAGCUUACCAAGAAGCGCAAGCUCUGCGUGUUCUGGACAGUGCUGGCGACCGUGACGAGGGAGGAGCGAGACGGAGGCCGAGGGAAGAUGAGGACAUCGAGGACCUCUGUAGUCUCUGCCAGCCCACGCCCAUAGCCUGUCCCAGUGAUGGCAACGUCUUGGUCUAUCCGAUGGCCAAGGAGCGCAAGAAACCUGCCCCCAGAGAAGUCGCUGUCUCGCUCGUCAUCUGGAAGGAAAGCUUGUCUGAGGACCAGGUCGACGUCAUGGAAAACUCGCCGCUUUCGCUUGAUCAGACCCGGACGCUUCUCAUCAAGCGUCCCGAAAAAGGACUUCUUGCGGGGUUAUGGGAGUUCCCGUCGAUUGAUUUGGCCGAGAGCAACGACUCGACGGCCGUCGGCCGCCAGGAAGCGGUGGCGAAGUUACUGGGCCAGACGAUUGCGGAUUUCCCGUGCUCGGUCGCGUCGACGAUGGAAGGGGAAGGAGGAGUCGCGAGUGGGGGAAGGAUGUACACGGUCCGACGGUGCCCAGGUGAGCUACCGGCCGUCGAGCACGUGUUCUCGCACCUGAAAAUCUCCUACAAAGCCUCUGUUCUCUUCAUCCAUUCCCCAGCCCCCCCGACCCUCCUCCAUCCUUCCCCCCCUGAUCGGCCAGCUGCCUCCGGCCAGGCUUGCUGGUCCCCCUCUAGCAAUAUCUUGGCCGCUAACCUCGGUAACCCCCACAAGAAGAUCUGGAACGCAUGGCUCGCUCGGCCUGCGAAUCUCGCUUCCUCUUCCAAACCUCGUAAACGCAAAGCCUCGGCUCUCGAUCAGCCUGACCCAUAG
Puccinia triticina is the source of this 1833-nucleotide messenger RNA. RefSeq lists its product as uncharacterized. The coding region runs from base 1 to 1833 and encodes 610 amino acids. The transcript is spliced from 10 exons. The record is from RefSeq and is a predicted model, not a curated record. Gene Ontology annotation, molecular function: adenine/guanine mispair binding; purine-specific mismatch base pair DNA N-glycosylase activity; 4 iron, 4 sulfur cluster binding. Gene Ontology annotation, biological process: mismatch repair; base-excision repair. NCBI's taxonomy places the organism in Eukaryota, Fungi, Basidiomycota, Pucciniomycetes, Pucciniales, Pucciniaceae. Gene Ontology annotation, cellular component: nucleus.